CAGCUGAGCCCGGGCUUCCUCGUCGCUCGGCGGUUCCUUGCGCGUACCUUUGCAGCCAAGGAGCGCAGUCGGCGCAGCUCGGGUCGCCUGCCCGUGGUCCUCGAGGAAGGAAAGGGUCGGGGAGGCGCGGCUGGCGGGGUGGGGGAAGGCAACAUGGCUGAUGAUUUCGGUUUCUUCUCCUCGUCGGAGAGCGGAGCAGCCGAGGCCGCCGAAGAGGACCCGGCCGCCGCUUUCCUGGCUCAGCAAGAGAGCGAGAUCGCGGGCAUCGAGAACGACGAGGGCUUCAGCACCGCCGACGGGGCCGCGGGAGGCAGCCAGGAGGCAGCCGAGGCGCCGGCUGAUUUUGACAGCAAUGGGGCCACCAUGAACGGAGACCUCUAUCAGGAAUCCAAUGGGCCCACGGAUGCCUAUGCAGCCAUUGCUAGAGCUGACCGGUUGACGCAGGAGCCUGAGAGCAUCCGCAAAUGGCGAGAGGAGCAGAAAAAGAGACUGCAGGAGUUGGAUGUGACCUCCAAGGUGUUAGAGCAGGAAUGGCGUGAAAAGGCCAAGAAGGACUUGGAGGAGUGGAACUUGCGGCAGAACGAACAGAUGGAGAGGAACCGGGCCAACAACAGGAUUGCUGACAAAGCCUUUUACCAGCAGCCGGAUGCCGAUGUGAUUGGCUACGUGGCCUCGGAGGAAGCCUUCAUGAAGGAGUCCAAGGAAGAGAUGCCUGGCACCGAAUGGGAGAAAGUGGCCCAACUCUGUGACUUCAACCCCAAGAGCAGCAAGCAGUCCAAGGAUGUGUCGCGCAUGCGCUCCGUGCUGAUCUCUCUGAAACAGACACCCCUGGCCCGCUAGCCAAGCCGGAAAGGGGCUGGGGGCUGGGCCGGGGGCCGGGGUGAGGAUGCCGUGUUGCUCUUUGGCUAGCGGAUUUCGCUGCUGCACAACAACAGGCUUAGACGGCCACCAGUAGGGGACACCAAAAGCAUCCCACCCCUGCCCCUUCCUCUCUCCUCUGUGCGUUUGCGUCACUCGGGCCGAGUGGUUGCCUGUACCCCUCCCCCUUGGUUUUACUUUGCUUAAAGGGUGCAUUGGUAUCUUUUCCCACAUA
Lacerta agilis (Sand lizard) is the source of this 1093-nucleotide messenger RNA. RefSeq names its product clathrin light chain B (gene CLTB). Gene Ontology annotation, cellular component: clathrin coat of trans-Golgi network vesicle; postsynaptic endocytic zone cytoplasmic component; clathrin coat of coated pit. The record is from RefSeq and is a predicted model, not a curated record. Bases 154 to 840 code for a protein of 228 amino acids. Gene Ontology annotation, molecular function: clathrin heavy chain binding; structural molecule activity. Gene Ontology annotation, biological process: clathrin-dependent endocytosis; clathrin coat assembly; intracellular protein transport. The transcript has 6 exons. NCBI's taxonomy places the organism in Eukaryota, Metazoa, Chordata, Lepidosauria, Squamata, Lacertidae.